Chanos chanos (milkfish) is the source of this 2547-nucleotide messenger RNA. It is a transcript of the gene ttll11, whose product is annotated as tubulin tyrosine ligase-like family, member 11. Gene Ontology annotation, cellular component: ciliary basal body. Gene Ontology annotation, molecular function: tubulin-glutamic acid ligase activity; tubulin binding. Bases 1 to 2547 code for a protein of 848 amino acids. Gene Ontology annotation, biological process: protein polyglutamylation; microtubule cytoskeleton organization. Lineage: Eukaryota; Metazoa; Chordata; Actinopteri; Gonorynchiformes; Chanidae. The record is from RefSeq and is a predicted model, not a curated record. The transcript is spliced from 12 exons.
AUGAGUGACCAUUAUGAAAUAGUCAAGACUGAACUCGAACAGAUGAAAUCUUCGGGCGAUGGCUUGGAGACGGAGGCAGCGGCCGAUGAGGACCAGCUGUCGCCAGUGAGCCAACCGGCACGUGUAUCUCCAAUCCCCGCUGCAGUCACCCUCACAGUCCGGAGAGACGCCUCCAAGUCUUCGGUUAACACUAGAAACCGCAGCAAAAGUAGGGGUAAACUAAGUAAUCAGGACAGGAGCCCGAACGAGAAACGGGAUUCUGACGUUACGCCCCAUGGGUCGAGGGAAUGCGUUCCUGGCAAGGGACUUGGCCGCAUUGGUAGUGAACAGAUUCUUCAGAUCAAAGGGACAGGUAAAAUUCUGCAGGGAAAAACUGAAACAAAUGGCAACAAUGUGCCCAACCAAAAGCAGAGAGAAGGGAAAUUUGUGCUUGGAAAAGGGGAUGGAAACAAAGUUGCCAAAAAGAAACCUGUUACCGUGGACACCUCCAAAGCCAAGACCUCACUGGAGGCGCUAAAACUCAGCAUUCGACAGCUCAAAUGGAAAGAGGUCUCUGUGAGCCGGCGUUCAGCCUGUGAUAUUUAUUGGCAUGGUGUCUCUUUCCAUGAUAACGAGAACAUCAUCUCUGGACAGGUCAACAAGUUCCCAGGAAUGAUUGAGAUGUUGAGGAAGAUCAACCUGAGUCGGGCCGUGCGGACCAUGCAGCAGCUCUUCCCAGACGACUAUAAUUUUUACCCUCGUUCUUGGAUCAUGCCCGAGGAAUAUCAGCUCUUCUCCACACAGGUCCGUCUUAUGAAGGAGCUGGACCCCACCCUGAAGCCCACCUUCAUCGUGAAACCUGACAGCGGUUCCCAGGGUGACGGCAUCUACCUGAUCCGCGAGCCGGCGGAGCUGCGUGUGCUGUCGGGCUGUCAGCUCAAACAGGCCGUGGUGCAGGAGUACAUCCAGAAACCGCUCCUCAUCGACAAACUCAAGUUCGACAUUCGCCUCUAUGUCCUCAUCCGCUCCUUAGAACCACUGGAGAUCUACAUCGCUAAAGAAGGUCUGUCUCGGUUUUGCACGGAACCUUACCAGGAGCCGAGCCAACAGAACCUCAGCCACGUCUUCAUGCAUCUGACCAACUACUCGCUGAACGUGCAGAGUGGGAACUUCGUCCACUCUGACAGCUUCAGCACGGGAAGCAAGAGGACCUUCUCCAGCGUGCUCUACCGCGUGGCGUCGAAAGGAGUGGACAUAAAGAAGGUUUGGUCAGACAUUAUCGCUCUGGUCAUAAAAACCGUCAUCGCUCUGGUCCCUGAGCUUAAAGUUUAUUACCAGGCUGAUAUUCCACCAGGCAAACCAGGACCCACCUGCUUCCAGAUCCUGGGUUUUGACAUUCUCCUGAUGAAGAAUUUGAAGCCAGUCCUGUUGGAAGUGAAUGCCAACCCCAGCAUGAGGAUUGAACACGAGCAGGAGGUCUCUCCCGGUGUGUUUCAGUAUGUGCCAAGCCCAGUGGAUGAGGAGGUGAAGGUAGGAGUGAUCAGAGAUACAUUACGCCUAGUGGAUCCUGCCCUGAGAAAGAAAUACACAGGAUCUCCAGAGGAGGAAAUCCAGGUGGAGGCGGAGUUAGUGGAGAAGGCGGAGUCUGCAGGGGUCCUGCCCUCUCUGUGUCUAAAGCAGGUCUUCCCUAAGUACACCAAACAGUUUCACUCUCUGCGCAUCGUUGAGCGGAUUGCUGCCAUCUUUCUGCGCUUCCUUGGAGUUAAAGGAACCAUGAAACUGGGCCCAACUGGGUUCCGCACAUUCAUCAGGAACUGUAAACUGACAAAUGGCGGCUUCUCCAUGGCGUCAGUGGACAUCCUUUACAUCGACAUCACACGCCGCUGGGCGUCUGCUGUGCCUGACUCCAGAGAAGCAGGGAUGUGUCUGCAGGCUUUUGUGGAGGCGUUUUUCUACCUGGCUUCUCGCAGGUUCAAAGCCUUGUCUCUCAGGGAGCAGGUUCUCUCCCUGCUGGACAUCUGUGAAACUGCAAUUCAGAAGCAUGGCCAGGAGGAUAAGCCACGCCCACAAAAACAUCACACAAAUGUUAACCCCACCCACAACGCAGCCCCACCCCCUCUCGAUUCUCCUGCUGAUGGAUGCGGACAUCACCACUACCACGAUGAGAGGGUGAGAAGAGGACUGGACACGCCCUCUCCAGACUCAGGGCGGGGGAGACGAAAGCUGUGUAAAGACAGCGCUGCGUUCAGACGAAAGCUGUGUGAAGACAGCGCUGCGUUCAGACGAAAGCUGUGUGAAGACAGCGCUGCGUUCAGACGAAAGCUGUGUAAAGACAGCGCUGCGUUCAGACGAAAGCUGUGUAAAGACAGCGCUGCGUUCAGACGAAAGCUGUGUAAAGACAGCGCUGCGUUCAGACGAAAGCUGUGUGAAGACAGCGCUGCGUUCAGACGAAAGCUGUGUAAAGACAGCGCUGCGUUCAGACAGACCAGUGUAAUCAGUAGGAUGCCUAUGGAACUGUAUUCUGGGAAUGUGAUUGUUUUGGCUUGUAGUGCUGAACAGAGGAUGUAG